Messenger RNA from Cryphonectria parasitica EP155, 1724 nucleotides. RefSeq lists its product as uncharacterized. The transcript is spliced from 2 exons. Bases 675 to 1319 code for a protein of 214 amino acids. The record is from RefSeq and is a predicted model, not a curated record. NCBI's taxonomy places the organism in Eukaryota, Fungi, Ascomycota, Sordariomycetes, Diaporthales, Cryphonectriaceae.
UUUCUCGCAGUGGCCCUUACAUAGCAUCCAAUCCUAGCCCUCCUCAUCUUCGUCCUCGUGGCACCCCGGCGCCCUUGUGCCUUCCCUUUCUUAUUUUCUUCAGAUCCCUUUCUGACGACGAGGGCGCUCGCACCACUCUUGCCUGCUACCCUGGCAGUCCAGAAAGUAGCGGGCCCAUCUCUUCUUCGUCCUUCUCUUCUUGCCCGCCUCCGCUGCUUUUGGCCCCCCACCCCCCCAAACUAUCUUUCAUCAUACCUACAUACACAAUUAAGAGGCUAUACGACCAUCUGCUCGCCUCACCUACGCCAUCAACAAACACUCUCCACGACCCUCCACGACCUACCAACCGACCUUUUUCUAACCGCGCAUCCGAGCCUCCACUCUCCUGCCCCAGCUCCCAGAGACCUAUCUCAACCAUAUGGGCCAGCCUCUCCCGCACACACCUGGUCCAGUGCUGCCACCUGCUGAGGAGAACAGUGCCAACCAGUGAUUCCAGGGCCGGCUUGGCCUCGACCACUAUUGUGAAUCCAAUAGCUCCUACAGCUAGUGCGACGGGCACACCCAGAGCAGAUCGACUAAAAAAGAGUUAUUCAUCCUCGGACCGGCGUCAGAUCCGUUGGAAUAACCGCGAUCGCCGUGCAAUACGCAGUCAGCAAACCCCUCCGGCGGCAAUCAUGGGGUGCCUCUCGUGGGGGAGGAAGAAGAGCAGCCUGCCGGAGCCGCAGAGAAUUAUUGAGACACCACGGCUGGUGGAGGUGGUGCCCGAGAGGAGACAGACGAUCAGGGCGACGACCGAGUUCAAAUGGCCCGCCCGCAUCAGCGACGUGGCGCCCACGUCGAGCGUGACCCAGCUGCACCAGCAGAUCCAACCCGUGCCGGAGAAGGAGGUGCUCGUGAGCACGCCCACGAGCUUCCUCAGCCCGCGCACGCCGUCACCACUCCACAUGAUGCAUCACAACCACCACCAACCAGACUAUCACAUUUCGCCACAGGUGUAUAGCUGUCAGCAGUGUCGACAGGAUGGGCAGAUUGAGCAGUUCGAACAGCAACUACAGCAACAAAAACAACAAAAAGCACGACAGCGACAAUAUCAACAGCCAGUACCACAGAAAAAGCAGAAAUAUCCGACGGGAUCUCAGCAGGAGCCGGCCGAACUGCCACCGAACGAUCUCUCAGAGCUCUACCCCCUGCCGCAGGAAUUGCCUGCAGGAACACCGCCCCUCAUCUUCCCUCAAGAGUUGGAAGGGACCUUGGGCACACCGAUAUCCAAGACGGCACCGAGGACGAUACCGAGGAGCCGCUUUUCAUAUCAGACAUGACCCCUUCAUAUUCGGGCACCGUUGUGUCUGGCGUACACUGAAUGCUGAUGAUGACUUUCAUGCAUGUAUCGUAUAUAUAGCCUGGAGGGAGGGUUGUUAUUUUUUUUUUUUAAUUUUUUUUCUUAUCAUGUGUAUAGCAGCAUAGCAUGGUGGCGUGGGAGUUUCUACGUAUAGCUUGUUUGAUACCUCUAUUCCGAUCUUCUGGAAUACAUAACUUCACUAUGUCUUGAAUUCUUGCUGCAAUGGUUCACUCAGGAGGUGAGAUGAGGGGAGAGGAACAUCCGCGUGAUAUGCUGGCCGAGGCAUCCGCUGUAUUUGCACCCCUGCUCCUGCAGCAGCAGCUUUGACCCAUGCUUGUUCUGAUAUAGGCAUAGAUCAUUUCUCCUUCACACAAAGAAUAUUAGU